UAUGAAAUCUUGAAGCGAAUAACGCGACGUGAUAAAAAUAUGACUUUAAACUAUGAACACGUGGUUGGAAAAAGAAUAAAUAGCAAAUUGUUAUAUGUUACAGAGGAAAAGCAAUUAUAUUCCAAAAAACUAUUAAAAAAGAAAAAUAUUUUUAUGCUUGUUACGUGAAAACAUGCAAAGCGAGGGUGUUUUUGAAUAGUGAGGUGUGUUAUAAGGUUAAAGAUUUCAUUAAUCAUAAUCAUGAAACUCAGGAGGAUACGUACAGAGAACUUAAGAUUAUGAAUAAUAUGAAGACAUCCUGUAUGGGAAUACAUCAAGAUUCCACUGAACCGAGCGUUCUUGGAAGCAUACGAAAAAUAUUUCAAAGUACUUGCGUUGAAUACCCGGUGGAAACAAAAGAUAUUGAUUUUUAUAAAAUCCAACGAAAUUACCAAAAACUGGCAAAUAAGCAAUUUCUAAUUUCUCCUAAAACACCAGCUGAUGUUCAAGAUGAAGUAACUUUGAAAAAAUUUGGGUAUACAAAACAUACCGGCGAUGAUGCCUCAACAUUUUUUAAGAUAUGCUGUGAUGCAAAAGACUUUGCCUAUUGUUUGUUUUGUUCUGACAAAAUAAUAUAUCUAAUGAAAGAAAAUAUUCCUUCAAAUGUAGAGAGAAAAAUACUGGUUGAUGCAACAUUUUCUGUUUUACCUAUUGGUAGCUUCAAACAGCUUUUAAUUAUUCAUAUUGAAUAUUUUGAAACGGUGUUUCCUGCUAUAUUUGUUCUUAUGAACAAGAAAACAAAAAAAAGUUACGAACAUGUGGUUAACUAUAUUAAUACUAAUGUGGUAAAAUUAGACGGAGCGGUGUUUAUGGCGGAUUUUGAAAUUGGAUUGCGUAGUGCUAUAAAAAAAAUAUUUGAAUAUUCUAAGCUAUUCGGGUGCUGGUUUCACUAUUGUCAAGCAGUACGAAGAAAUAUUGCUACAAAACACAAGAAUCUGGCGGAAUUUAUUAGGCAAAACCGAAAAGCAUCUAUAUCUUACCACAAAAUAUUGUCACUCCCAUUAUUACCGGAGACACACAUUGUUAAUUGCUUUUCCAUCAUCAAAGAAGAAAUUGCCACUUUCGACCACUUGUUUAAAUUUGAAUCUUUUUUAAAAUACUUUGAAGAGCAAUGGCUAAAAAAAGUAAGUUGUUUUAAAUCGCAAAAGUAGGGAAUUAGAAUUGGUUAUCAACAGCGGUGGUGCUUUAGGGAAAUCAAAAAGAAAAACAAAGGAAAACGUUAUGAGAGCAAAUCUAAUUGCUAAAGCGGAGACGGACCUGCUUAAUGGACUCAUAACCGCUACGAGUUUGUUGGAUAUAAUGGUCUUCUCUAGAAACAAAAUAGUAACUGAUAUGGAGCCUUUUGAAGACAUAUUCGAAGGUUUAGAAUAUAUGGAAGAAGAAUCUGAAGUCGAAGAAGAAUCCAAUGCCACGGAAGAAGGUGCAGCAAAUCCUCCACUGAUAUGCAUAAUUUGUUUGAAAAACAAACCUAAUAUUUUGCUUUUGCCAUGCAAACAUUUAAAAUUGUGCAGUGACUGCACAUCUAAAAUAGAAGCAGAGAGUGCGGCAAACAAUUUUAAUAAAUUUAAAUGCCCUUUUUGUCGUCAAGAUGUUGACGAAUAUUUACAUAUUUUUAUUUAAUUAUUUUCUUUUUCUCACAUUUUCAUAUUUUCAUUUAAUU
Messenger RNA from Bactrocera oleae (olive fruit fly), 1699 nucleotides. RefSeq lists its product as uncharacterized. Lineage: Eukaryota; Metazoa; Arthropoda; Insecta; Diptera; Tephritidae. The record is from RefSeq and is a predicted model, not a curated record.